AUGAUAUUGUCGUGUUCUUAUGUAACAUUAAUAUUUACAACAUCAACUUUAGCGUUUGUUUCUGUUAAAUCUAAAGAUUUAACAAUUCUUGGUAGUAAAUUAAGGACAGCUUUUGAAAAUAAUGAAUAUGUAGCAUUUUAUGAUAUUCCUUACGCCAGACCAGCGGUAAAUGAACGGAGAUUUAAGCCUCCUGGAGAAUAUAAACCUAUAUCAAAUUACGGCAUACAUGACUACCGCAAAGCUCACAGAGAAACGAAGAGAAAUAUUGAAGAUUGUUUAUAUUUAUCUAUUUUUAGACCAAUUAGCAAUAACAAAACAGAAAAUUUUCCUGUCUUAGUUUGGACAAACGAACUCGCAAAUGAACAUGGACCCGAUUUCUUUAUCGACGAAAAAGUUUUAGUAGUCACAGUAUCAUUUCGAUCAUCUAUUUUUGGUUUCCUCAACACCGAAGAUGACUUUGCUGAAGGAAACAUGGGAGCUAAGGACAUGUUAACUGCACUUAAAUGGUUGCGCGAUAACAUAAGUCUUUUUAAUGGUGAUCCUAACAGAGUUACGAUAAUUGGUUCCGGGAUUGCAGCUACUGUUGUUGCAUCGAUGUUGCUAUCUGUAUCAGCUGAUGAUUUGUUUAGACGUGCUGUAAUAAUUGAUGGCAGUGCGUUAUCACCGGCCGAUUACAGACCGUAUAAUUUUGAAGUUUCUAAUAAAUUAUAUUGGAAAUUAAAGGGCCGAUAUAAUAAGUUUAAUCGAACACAAUUAUAUGACCUUCUUCUGAGUUCAUCCACUGAAACGUUACUAGGAUGCACAAAUCUUUACGAUAGUACUGAGAUUAGAGAUACUCAAAGAUUGAUUAAUACAUUUAGCUGCGGUAUAGAAAAAUCGUCGAAGAAGGCCUUCAUGAAUAAAUCUCCUUUGACAGUAUAUGAUAGAAAAUUUGCAAAUAAUAAUGUCGAAGUAAUAUUUGGUUAUAGUACCUUAUAUUCUUUAUAUAAGUUAAAGGGAUUGGCUAAAAAUCGCAAAUUAUUAAUAUAUUUAAAUUAUAAUUUCCAAUAUUUACUACCCUUCGAGGGGAGACCUGACAAAUACAAUUCAAAAAGAUUUUCUUAUAAAGGAUCAUUAAAUAUUGGAUGGCAAUCAUCGGUGCCGAAUUUAGAGUGGUCUGGGGCGACGUUAGGGGAUGAAAUCUGCUAUCUAUUCAAAUGUAAAUCUGGAGCAGAUAGCUAUAAAAGCCUUAAAGCCUCAGAUGAAAGACUGUUCAUUAGGAAAAUUGUCAGAUUAUUUGGAAAUUUCGCUAAAUACGGAAAUCCUACUCCUAAUCGUAGUGAUAAUGAUAACAUUUUGGGCACUUUAGUAUGGACGCCUGUAAGAGGAAAUGAAAAAUUACAAGCAAUGAAUUUAGGCCGACAUUUCAAAAUGAUCGACGUGCCUGAAUAUGAAAGAAAAUUUUUUUGGGAUCAAUUAAAGAAUGAGUACUUUCAGGAUUAU
Messenger RNA from Brenthis ino (lesser marbled fritillary), 1482 nucleotides. Lineage: Eukaryota; Metazoa; Arthropoda; Insecta; Lepidoptera; Nymphalidae. The record is from the annotation of a GenBank genome assembly.